AAGACCCUUAUCUGACGACAACACAGACAUACAGACAUUUCACCGGGUCAUGACUGGAAUGGAGCUAGGUCGGGUCUUUUCCUGUCAAUGUCACGGCGUGUCACUUCCUCUGACGUCACUUCCUGUCCUUUGUCCAACAGGGUAUCAUGCUUGUGUAUGACAUCACUAACGAGAAGUCCUUCGAGAACAUCAAGAACUGGAUCAGGAACAUUGAAGAGCAUGCCUCCUCUGACGUGGAGAGGAUGAUCCUAGGAAACAAGUGUGACAUGAACGACAAACGACAGGUGUCAAAAGAACGAGGAGAAAAGUUGGCGAUUGAUUACGGCAUCAAGUUCUUAGAAACAAGCGCCAAGUCCAGCCUGAACGUGGAAGAGUCCUUUUUCACACUGGGAAGAGACAUAAUGACGAGACUCAACAGAAAAAUAAACGACAACAGUCCUCCAGGAGGAGGUGGGCCGGUCAAGAUCACAGAGAACCGGUCAAAGAAGAGCAACUUCUUCAGAUGUUCCCUGUUCUAGUGGAUCCGUCCUCUCCUUUCCAUGGACUGAUACAGCCCUCAUCUGGCCUGCUGCUUCCCCCGAGAGCUGAGCAGAAUACACCCCCAACCCCUCACCAGGCCUGGUACCAGGCUACCUACCUAGCACUCCUCCAACCCCUCACCAGGCCUGGUACCAGGCUACCUACCUAGCACUCCUCACCAGGCCUGGUACCAGGCUACCUACAGUGCCUUGCGAAAGUAUUCGGCCCCCUUGAACUUUGCGACCUUUUGCCACAUUUCAGGCUUCAAACAUAAAGAUAUAAAACUGUAUUUUUUUGUGAAGAAUCAACAACAUGUGGGACACAAUCAUGAAGUGGAAUGACAUUUAUUGGAUAUUUCAAACUUUUUUAACAAAUCAAAAACGGAAAAAUUGGGCGUGCAAAAUUAUUCAGCCCCUUUACUUUCAGUGCAGCAAACUCUCUCCAGAAGUUCAGUGAGGAUCUCUGAAUGAUCCAAUGUUGACCUAAAUGACUAAUGAUGAUAAAUACAAUCCACCUGUGUGUAAUCAAGUCUCCGUAUAAAUGCACUUGCACUGUGAUAGUCUCAGAGGUCCGUUAACCUGUUGAAACUCCCCAUCCCGGAUCCGGGAUCGUGACUAAAGCCUCAGGCUCAUUAGCAUAACGCAACGUUAACGAUUUCUGAAAAUCGCAAAUAAAAUGAAAAUAAUGCGCCUGCUCUCAAGCUUCGCCUUUUCUUAACAACACUGUCAUCUCAGAUUUUCAAAAUAUGCUUUUGAACCAUAGCAAUUGACUAAUUUGUGUAAGAGUAUGCUAAGCUAGCUUAGCAUUUUGAGUAGCAUUUAGCACGCAACAUUUUCACAAAAACCAGAUAACCAAAUAAAUAAAAUAAUUUACCUUUGAAGAGCUUCGGAUGUUUUCAAUGAGGAGACUCUCAGUUAAAUACCAAAUGCGCAGUUUUUCCUGAAAGCGUCUGUGUGUAGGAGAAAUCGUUCCGUUUUGUACAUCACAUUUGGCUACCGAAAACGAACCGAAA
Oncorhynchus masou masou (cherry salmon) is the source of this 1531-nucleotide messenger RNA. RefSeq names its product ras-related protein Rab-8B. Lineage: Eukaryota; Metazoa; Chordata; Actinopteri; Salmoniformes; Salmonidae. The transcript is spliced from 5 exons. Bases 147 to 518 code for a protein of 123 amino acids. Gene Ontology annotation, biological process: regulation of exocytosis; protein secretion; protein localization to plasma membrane. Gene Ontology annotation, molecular function: GTP binding; GTPase activity. The record is from RefSeq and is a predicted model, not a curated record. Gene Ontology annotation, cellular component: endosome; trans-Golgi network transport vesicle; plasma membrane.